Molecule: messenger RNA, 2949 nt
Organism: Aspergillus thermomutatus
Lineage: Eukaryota; Fungi; Ascomycota; Eurotiomycetes; Eurotiales; Aspergillaceae
Product: MYB DNA-binding domain protein
Exons: 2
Coding region: 1-2949 (982 amino acids)
Biological process (GO): regulation of DNA-templated transcription
Cellular component (GO): nucleus
Molecular function (GO): transcription cis-regulatory region binding; DNA-binding transcription factor activity
Source: RefSeq, a predicted model, not a curated record
AUGGGUCAAGGGUCCUCGCAGCCCAUGAAUGGCGGGCUCAGUGAGCCUGAGAGCCAAGGCCGCGAUGCCGUUGGUUACAGUUCCUCGAGUUCUCCGAAAAUCUCUAAGAAAGUGAAAUCAGAACUUCAGGUCGAGGGAACACCUGCUCCCAAGCGGAAAAGAAAGCAGACUGUCAACAAUACCAACAAUGGCAUGCCUUCGGACACCCCAAACCAGUCGCAAGUAUCGCCUCUAAACCAGGCAGACCCUCGCCCGAUGAAGCGCACGAAGGUCGCCCCGUCGACCGCAAACACAAAGGAGGCCCGCAAGCCGGAAAAGAAUGACACCCGAGAAGCCAUUCCGUCUCCAGAAGCCACGGUGAUUGCCAACAAUUCCGAGGCCGGGAAAUUCAACCUCCAGUCGAUGGAUGUGCAACCUCUAACGGAUGUAGCGCAUACGAACGGAACCUCGUCCAAAAAGCCCAAGAACUUCAAGGCGAGGACCACACAGCAGGAGGAAGGGAAAGAGGUGUCAACCCUUCCGCAGAGCCCUGUCGAGACUAAGACGAUUUCGAUGGCAUCUGCGAAUCCAUCACUUGCGGAUAGCUCAACGGACCAGAAGGAUUCAACGGACACAUCAGCCGCUCGGGGUCCUCGAAAAGGAAAGAAAGAUAAGAUGAUUGGCUUCUUUGCUGCAUCCGAGGUCAGCGCGCUGGAGACCUUCAAACUCGAGUUUUGUAACGAGCAUGGUAUCUCCAGUGAAAGAUUUGAUAGGAUGGUACAGCAUGUGGACCGGCGCAAAGACAGCGGCUGGCCUUGUGAUGAGAGCAUCAUUAAGAAGCCGGAUUUCUGGCAACAAAUUUACGAUGUAUUACCAGGCAGGGAUCGAAGAUCGGUCUACCGAUUCAUGAGGCGACAUUUCCAGGAUUCGUCUCAGAAGCCGCACCACUGGACACAUGAACAAGAUGACGAACUCAUCGACCUGGUAGGACGGUAUGGUCCUAAAUUCGCUCAUAUUGCCAAGAUACUGGGUCGAGUUGAGGAUGAUGUGGUUCAGAGGUGGAAGAACCGGCUUGAGCACCGGAGCACCAUGAGAAGGGGUGCGUGGUCCGAAGAGGAAGCCCGCGGGCUGCUCAAUGCUCUACAAGCUUCCUGGAACAAUCUAAAAAAGGACGGCCAAGAUGUGGGCCGAGACAUUUACGAAAUGGAUGAGGGCUUGGUAUCGUGGGGCCAAGUCAGUAAUAAACUUCAGAACUGCCGUUCAAGACAACAGUGCGCGGAUAAAUGGCGCAAGAUCAGACGCAAGGUUAUGGGACAGCGUAGCACUGGAAAUCAAAACGCUGUCUACGACCCAGCAACGGAAGCAAAGCCGCAAGGCAGAGCGAAGUCCAUCACGCUCGCGGAGCAGAUGGAAAUGGAGAGGAUGUAUAAGAGCUCCGAAUACGUUGAUUCGGAGGAUGGAGAAGAAGAAGACAUGGAACAAUCCGCUGGUACAGAGUCUCAAUCGCCGAAGAAGCCUCCAAAACAGAUUACUAAGAUCAAGGAUGAGGGUGAGUCUGCCGAAAAGAAGCCCACCAUCAUGUCUGCUCCAGAAAAGCCACCGGCUACCUCGGCGAAGGCACUCAAUAAAGGUUCUCAAUCAAACGAGUCACAGACCGAAAUUGACGACUCUGAGUCCGAAGAAUCGGAGCCUGACUCGGCUGAGUCUACCUCGGACGAUGCUUCUGAAGCCGAAACCAAGCCACGUUCUGGAUCUGGCUCUGACUCGGACUUCGAAUCCAGUGAUGAAAGCGACGCAAAAGUCGACGCCAAGACGAUUGCACAACCUCCAAAUGGGCAGGAGAAAGGUAUAAGAAAUAACAAAGCACCUUCCGCAAAGACUUCGUCAAAGCCUACAAAACCCACACCGAACCAGAAGCUCGUUGACCGCUCCAAACCCAAAACAAGUGACGAUCAACAACCCAAAGGUCAAGCUACGAAGACGUCUGCAUCUGACUCGUCGGCCAAGGCUGAAACAAACGCAAUUUCACGGGCUAAAGCUUCAAAGCCAUCACAUUCAACCACUGAGGAAGAGGAAGUGCUGCAAGAGACGUCCUUCGAGUCUGAGUCAGAUUCCGAGUCCGGAUCCGAUUCUUCUUCCGACUCUGAAGCUGAAUCAGAAGCCGAAUCUACAUCAAGCUCCGAAGAACCUUCGAACAGACAGCCCACAAAAGUAGCGCCGAAAGCACCAACGUCGAUUGGAAAAGCAAGCGUGAAGGAGCAGGUCUCUCAAAAGACUCAAAAUGACGAUGACUCCGAAGAAAACUCCUCAACUUCAGAUGAAACGUCCUCCAGUGAUAACAGCACCGAAGCUAGUGAAUCCGACGAUGACAGCGGCAGCGACAGUGACUCUAUCUCUAGCCCUAGUGACGACAAGCCGGUGAAGUCGCCGAAGGCAGCUGCCCUCAAGGGCACCAAACGCAAAGCUCAGGAACCGGCGCAGCAGACCGGGAAAACUGAGUCGAAGCGUCUGAAAACAGGUCAGAAACCAAGCAAGAAGUCAUCUUCGCCAUCCUCCUCCGAUAGAUCCUCGUCAGAAGAUAGCGAAAGCGAGGGUGAGUCCGACAGCCGCGCUAGCAGUCUUGACAGCGAUUCAGAAGCCGAUACCGACGAGUCAGUCUCGGCGUCAGACAGUUCAGACUCCACGUCUAAGCCCCAGCCCCAGCCUCAGCCCAAAUCCAAGUCCAAGUCCAAGCAGCCUACUGCUCGGCCAAAAGUACCGAAAGCUGUUAAUGGGCAAGAAUUUGAACUCUCAAAGUCAGGCACUCCAGCAAUAUCAAAGGAAGGAAGCAAUGCCAAGAAUGGGCAAAGCGGACCGAAGCAGAAGUUGAAACAAGUCAAACCCACCCUUCCUCAGGUCAAGAAAGACGGAGAAAAGAAAAAGGGCAAACCGGGAUCGACUCCAGUGUCAAAGGCGAAAAAGUCCAAGUGA